Messenger RNA from Colletotrichum destructivum, 285 nucleotides. RefSeq lists its product as uncharacterized. The coding region runs from base 1 to 285 and encodes 94 amino acids. NCBI's taxonomy places the organism in Eukaryota, Fungi, Ascomycota, Sordariomycetes, Glomerellales, Glomerellaceae. The record is from RefSeq and is a predicted model, not a curated record. The transcript has a single exon.
AUGCUGCAUCUCUGGGCGGAAAUCAAGAAGCAGCUACGCGACGUAAAAAACCCGCUGUAUACGGGUUUGGUCGGAACUGACCAGUGGGGAGAAACAGCACAUCUCAUAAUGAGAACCAUGAAUGUCCGAGACGAGCAAUGUCUUCGGAUCAUGGCCAGCAUGAUAAAAGACUCCAGGGCUUCGUUGAACGACUUUGCCUAUUGGGAAGAUAUGGGCAGGACGGCUGAUAUGCCAAACAGAGGUUCUGGGGACGAACGGAAUGGCGUGCUAUGUUCGGUCAUGUGA